Molecule: messenger RNA, 4572 nt
Organism: Parnassius mnemosyne (clouded apollo)
Lineage: Eukaryota; Metazoa; Arthropoda; Insecta; Lepidoptera; Papilionidae
Source: the annotation of a GenBank genome assembly
AUGACGAAGCGCCGAAGAAUAGUCCAAGCUGACAAAAUUAUUCAAAAUGUUAUUCAUGUGUUUUGUUUGUUGAUGUUUUUGCAAUUAAAAGGUUAUUAUUCGGUAGCUAAUAAUCCCGUUUUGUUAUAUUCUACCGCAACAGACAUAAGAAUUUUAAAUUCAUCGAAACCUGGUAAAGUUAACUUGAUAAUUAAAGGCUUAGAACAAGGCUCUGCUGUUGAUUUUUUGUAUGUGAAAAAUUUAAUAUGUUGGUCUGAUCAAACUGCAGAAUUGAUACAAUGUAUGAAUUAUAAUGAAACAUUUUCGGGUGAAAAAGAAAGAAUUGUAUCAGAAGGAUUGAUCACACCAACCGGUAUUGCAAUAGAUUGGUACACAGAUAAAAUAUAUUGGACAGAUGGUGAAACUAACAGAAUAGAAGUUAUUAGCAUAGAUCAGAAAUAUAGAAAAGUAUUAUUUUGGUCCGAAGUUGAUUUAGCAAGAGCAAUUGCUGUUGUUCCAAAACAGGGAUUAAUGUUUUGGACUGACUGGGGUGAGAUACCUAAAAUAGAACGAGCUGGUAUGAAUGGGGAUCCAUCCUCUCGUAAAGUAAUUGUUAAAGACAAUAUAUUUUGGCCAAAUGGGAUCACAGUGGACUACAACAAUAAUGUAAUAUAUUGGGCAGAUGCAAAAUUACAAUUUGUAGAUAUGAUAGAUUUCAAUGGUGAAAACAGAAACAGAAUUGUAAAAGGAGGAUUGGAAUAUCCGUAUGCACUUACAUUUUUCAAUGAUAAGCUUUAUUGGACUGAUUGGAAAACUUGGACAAUUUACACUUGGGAUAUUUCUACAAAUGGCCCCAUAAAAGAAGUCAUAAAAUCUGACCCAGUACCAGUUGAUAUCAAAGUGUUUGAUGAAAAUCGACAGUUAAUGCCUACAGAAGAUCAUCCAUGUAAAUAUAACAAUGGGGGGUGCUCUCAUCUGUGCCUUUUGUCUCCUUCCCCACCAGGCUAUGUUUGUGCCUGCCCUACUGGUGUAAAGUUAAAGGAAGGCAGCAACACAACAUGUUACAAAACGCCACAGUCCCUGCUGUUGAUUGCCCAGCGCUCCAUCAUAUCCAAGAUCUCUUUAGACUCUCCCGACUUCACACCUUACACAGUGCCUUUGAAGGAUCUCAAAAGAGCUUUGACUGUAGAUUUUGAUCCAAAGACUGAAUAUAUGUAUUGGGCUGAUAGCUUAUCCAAAACAAUAUCACGCGCGCGUCUCGAUGGAAGCGAGCAAUCUGUAGUGGUACACAGUAGCGGUGUCCCGGAUAGCAUAGCAAUCGAUCCGCUUGCCAGAAACAUCUACUGGACCGACCCUGUUACAGACACCAUCAGUGUUGCCAGACUUAAUGGAAGCUGCAAAAAAGUUGUUAUUCACGACGAACUUUACGAUCCCCGAGCCAUAGCUCUACAUCCUACCGCCGGUUGGAUGUUCUGGUCGGAUUGGAACGAGAAGAAACCGAAAAUUGAACGCGCAAACUUAGACGGAUCUGGGAGGAUAUUAUUAGUAUCGGAAAAAUUGACCUGGCCUAAUGGGAUCGCAUUGGAUACUGUCAAUAAUAAGUUGUAUUGGGGAGAUGCUAGAACACACAAAAUUGAGGUUUGCAAUAUGGAUGGCACUAAUAGAAGAGAGCUCCACAAUAGCGACAUUUUACACAUAUUUGGUUUAACUCUACUGGGUGAACAUUUAUACUGGACAGACAUGCAGAGACGAACUUUGGAUAGAAUUAACAAAGAUACAGGACUUGAGAGACAACCUGUUGUGGAACAAAUGGCGAAUAUGAUGGGUGUAAAGGCGUUUCGUUUGGGCGAAAAACUAGGAAGUAACAGAUGUAGUGAUAACAAUGGUGGCUGCUCCCAUCUAUGCUUCAACAGGCCCAAAGAUUAUGUAUGCAGUUGUCCAUUAGGUUUGGAACUACGAAACGACAGGAAAACUUGUAUAGAGCCGGAUGCAUUCCUUGUGUACAGUCGGAAAAAUAUCAUUGGUCGGAUUAGUAUUGAGAAUGAAAAUAAUGACGCUGUACUGCCAGUGAAAGAGUUAAAAGAAGUAAGUGCGUUAGCAGUACAUGUGUCCGGUGCUAAAAUAUACUGGUCAGACAGUAAAACGAAAACUAUAAACCGUUGCGCCAUUAACGGCUCUAAUAUGGAGAAGAUUCUGGAGUGGAUGGGAUUAGUAGAAGGCUUAGCUAUAGAUUGGUCCGCACAGAACAUCUACUGGACGGACACGGCCGCACAACGAAUCGAAGUGGCGCGGCUCGAUGGUUCCAGUCGCCGCACUUUGCUCUGGCAGGGCCUCAAGAAACCUAAGAGCAUUGUGCUUGAUCCAAAGAAAGGGUAUAUGUACUGGUCUGAAUUAGGCUCUAAAAAUAUAAAACGUGCCGCAAUGGACGGUUCUUCACCAACAGUGUUCAUUGAGCAAGUAGGUCGUGUCCACGCUCUAGCCAUAGACUAUGAGAGGCGAACAAUUUACUGGGCUGCUUUGGACCCACCAGUAAUAGAAUACGCCUUCCUAAACGGAACUGGACGUCGAAUUUUAGCCAGUAACAUCUCUAUGCCAUAUGCACUCACCUUGUAUGGCGAUCGUGUUUUUUGGGGUGAUUGGAAUACCGGUGUGGUCGAAACGGCAUUAAAAAGGGACGGCAGCGAGCGCAGGAGCAUCCACGGCUCGCUGGACUACAUAUCGGACCUGAAGGUGUUCUGGCGCGGGCGCGAGGCGGAGGGCGGGCAGUGCGGCGCGGACAACGGCGGCUGCGCGCACCUGUGCCUGCCGCGCGCGCACGACUUCCGCUGCGCCUGCCCCACGCACUACCGCCGCAGCCCCGACAACCUCACCUGCACGGAACCAGAAGAAUAUCUUCUGUUUGCACAAAAGAAUGCGAUAGGACGCGUUUUAGUUGCGGCCGGCGAGUGUAACGACGCUUUUAUACCAUUGACUGGACUAAAGAGUGUCAAGGCAAUCGAAUAUGAUCCAGUAAAUAAGCAAGUAGACCUUUUAAAUCUUUACUGGAUAGACGAUGAGUCCCAUGCAAUCCGUCGAGUGCCCAUUUCUUAUUCGACUACAUCAGCCAUCACAGAUUCGACUCCUGUUAUAACCGGGCUUACAAGGCCCUUCCACAUGGUUUUAGACGUGAUAGGACAAGCGUUGUACUGGACUUGCCUAGACAGUGACUCUAUCAACGCAACCUCCAUAGUAAAUGGUUCAUUAACAGGAGUAAUUUUAAGAGGAGAGAAAAUGAUGCCAAGACAUUUGGGUUUUCAUCAAACCAAGCGACUACUAGUAUGGAACGACGUGGGCUUGGGCGCGAUAAUGCGUGCGAGCGUGGACGGAACCUCCCGCGCUGAGCUCGCCGGAGCCACCAACGCGACGGCCCUCACUGUCGACCAAGCGUCCGGUACAGUGUACUGGGCGGUUAACAGACAGAUACACGCUGUCGACUUAGAUGGAACUAAUAAACGCGUGGUUUGGCAAGGCGGGUGGGUGGGCGCGCUGGCGUCGUACGGCGGCGCGCUGUACUUGAGCGGCGGCGAGCGCGCGUUGAUGCGACUGCCGCUGCACCGCCGCGACGCGCCCGCCGCGCCCGUGCCGCACCUCGCGCGCCUCGUCGCGCUGCUGCCCGUCGCCAAGGUGGCGCGCGACCACCCGUGCUGGUCUGGCGGCGGCGAGGCGGGGGCGGGCGCGUGCGGGCUGGCGCCGGGCGCGUGCGGCGCGGGCGGCGCGUGCGGGUGCGCGCUGCGCUGCGCGCCGCCGCCCGCCUGCGCUCCGCACCACCUGCCCUGCGCGCGCGCGCCGCGCUGCAUCCCCGCCGCCUGGAGAUGUGACGGCACGGUGGACUGCCCGGACGGGUCGGACGAGGGUCCUGAGUGCGGGUCGUGUGCGGGUGGGCUGCGCUGCGCCGAUGGCUCGUGCGCCGCCGCGCUCGGCGCCUGUGCCGCUGGCGCCUACUGCGCCGCGCCGCUGCCCGCCGCCUUCCGCUGUGAUCAACGUCUGUGCCUAGCGCCACAGUUGCUAUGUGAUGGUAGACUGCACUGCGAGGACGGCUCAGAUGAAUUACCCUCAGCAUGUGGUUAUGGUCAAAAAGAACCGACGGUGAUCGCGGAGACGUCGGGGCGGCGGUCGCGCGCGCUGGCGGUGUGCGGCGCGCUGGCGUGCGCGGGCGCGGGCGUGGCGGGCGCCUGGGCCGCGCUGCGCCGCUGCCGCCGCGCCCGCGCCCGCCCGCCGCCCGCGCGCCCGCUCGUCGCGCUCAAGCCGCCGCCGCCGCGCUCGCGCCCGCUCGGCGCCAGCUGCUCCGAUUCGUUCGACGAUUGCGCGACGGAGAGCCUGUGCGAGCGCUACCCGCGGCCCACCGCCAACCCGCCGCCCAGCCCGGCCACGGCGAGCAGCGGCAACGCGGGGGCGGGCGCGGGCGCGGGCGCGGGGCGGCGCCGCGCCUACCGCCACUACCGCGCCAUGAACCGGCCGCCGCCGCCCACGCCCGUCUCCACCGACGCCUGCGAGUCCGAGCCCGAGCCCGCCGCGCGCGCGCCGCCGCCCUCUCCCGCGCCGCUCGCCUACUGA